UCUGCUGUCCCCACACCCCGGGUGAGGUCAGGCAGAGGAGCUGCCGCUGCAGCGCAGCACUUCAGCUCGUAUUUCGGGGAAGCCUGGAACGGGGACUUUUGAAAAUAACUGGGACGGUGUUCGGGUUAGGGUCCGUGCUCUCCCACUGAGUGAGCGCCGGGUGAACUAACCAGGGAGAACAGUGGGUGCGGAGGUGCGGGGGGCCGGUGCCUCACAGCUGGAGGGAGCUCCGGCUUCUCCGCAAGACUCGCUCUUUGGCCCUUGGAGCGCGGCAGCUGGUGGACAGGCGGCGGGACGCUGGGACGCGGCAAACAAGAUUUUUGAACCCACCUCUACCAUCAAGAUAUAGAACUGUUCCAUCACCACAAAAAUAAUCUAGAGAACUCAAGGUUGUUUUGCUGUUUCUUGUACAACAUUGUUCUUUGGAAUUCCACUUUACCCAUGGUCCUUACCCAAUUUGUAGAGAUAAUGGAUCAUCUGCAUCUAGGGGAAUCAGUUGCUGCAGUGCUCCGUAACAGGAGACGGAGGCAAUUGUCUUUAAAACAAGCCGAUUUCAAGGACAUAUUCAAAAAAUCAACUUCAGGAUCUCUUGUGGAAGAGGAAGACCAACACAUGAAAUUGUCCCUUGGAAGCAGCGAAAUGGGCCUCUCAUCCCAUUUGCAGUCUUCCAAAGCAGGAGCCACUCGUAUCUUUACCAGCAAUACCCACAGUUCUGUGGUGUUACAGGGCUUCGAUCAGCUUCGUCUUGAAGGCUUGCUUUGUGAUGUAACCCUGAUGCCAGGUGACACAGAUGAUGCCUUCCCUGUGCAUAGAGUCAUGAUGGCCUCUGCUAGUGAUUACUUCAAGGCCAUGUUCACAGGUGGAAUGAAAGAACAAGAUUUAAUGUGCAUUAAGCUUCAUGGCGUGAGCAAAGUCGGUUUAAGGAAAAUUAUUGAUUUCAUUUAUACUGCAAAGCUUUCUCUUAAUAUGGACAACCUUCAAGACACACUGGAAGCUGCCAGUUUUCUACAGAUUCUACCAGUUUUGGAUUUCUGCAAAGUAUUUCUCAUAUCAGGGGUUACUUUAGACAAUUGUGUUGAAGUGGGGCGAAUUGCCAACACCUACAAUCUGACAGAAGUGGAUAAAUACGUGAACAGUUUUGUCUUGAAGAAUUUUCCUGCAUUGUUGAGCACUGGAGAGUUCCUGAAACUCCCUUUUGAGAGGCUUGCCUUCGUGCUUUCCAGUAAUAGCCUUAAGCACUGCACUGAACUUGAGCUUUUUAAGGCUACCUGUCGCUGGCUACGCCUGGAAGAGCCUCGGAUGGACUUUGCUGCAAAAUUAAUGAAGAACAUCCGAUUUCCGCUGAUGACACCACAAGAGCUCAUUAAUUACGUGCAAACCGUGGAUUUCAUGAGAACUGACAAUACUUGUGUGAAUCUUCUUUUGGAAGCCAGCAAUUACCAAAUGAUGCCAUAUAUGCAGCCAGUUAUGCAGUCAGACAGGACUGCCAUUCGAUCUGACACCACUCACUUGGUUACACUAGGAGGAGUGCUGAGGCAGCAGCUGGUAGUCAGUAAGGAAUUACGUAUGUAUGAUGAAAAGGCCCAUGAAUGGAAAUCGUUAGCCCCCAUGGAUGCCCCAAGGUACCAGCAUGGCAUUGCCGUCAUCGGAAACUUCCUCUAUGUCGUUGGUGGACAGAGUAAUUAUGACACAAAAGGAAAAACUGCUGUUGAUACAGUCUUCAGAUUUGAUCCUCGAUACAAUAAAUGGAUGCAAGUUGCAUCUUUAAAUGAAAAGCGCACCUUCUUCCACCUAAGUGCCCUCAAAGGAUAUCUGUAUGCUGUUGGUGGACGAAAUGCAGCUGGUGAACUGCCUACAGUAGAAUGUUACAAUCCAAGAACAAAUGAAUGGACCUAUGUUGCCAAAAUGAGCGAACCCCACUAUGGUCAUGCUGGAACUGUGUACGGAGGAGUAAUGUAUAUUUCAGGAGGAAUUACUCAUGAUACUUUCCAAAAGGAGCUCAUGUGCUUUGACCCUGACACUGACAAAUGGAUCCAGAAGGCACCAAUGACCACUGUCAGAGGUCUGCAUUGCAUGUGUACAGUGGGAGAAAGGCUCUAUGUCAUUGGUGGCAAUCACUUCAGAGGAACAAGUGAUUAUGAUGAUGUCCUGAGCUGUGAAUACUACUCACCUAUUCUUGACCAGUGGACCCCAAUUGCUGCCAUGUUAAGAGGGCAGAGUGAUGUUGGGGUUGCUGUCUUUGAAAAUAAAAUCUAUGUGGUUGGUGGGUAUUCCUGGAAUAAUCGUUGUAUGGUAGAGAUAGUGCAGAAAUAUGAUCCAGAUAAAGAUGAAUGGCAUAAGGUUUUUGAUCUCCCAGAGUCCCUUGGUGGCAUCCGAGCAUGUACACUCACGGUUUUUCCACCUGAAGAAACCACACCAUCACCUUCUAGAGAGUCCCCUCUUUCUGCACCUUAAGAUCACCCCUACAACUAAGAUGCUGUAGUCUUAUCUUUGCAAUGUGUCAUUGAUUCUCUUCUUUUGCUUCCCCCCUUAAGUAGUAUAUGUUAGGAUUAGCCUCCAGUAAUUGAUACAGAUAUAGGGGAAAAAAAGACUACAUUGAUAUUACUUGUGCUGUUUUUCUGGCUUAGAGUGUUUAUAAAGUGGUAACAAAACCAUUCUGGAAAUGUAUCCCAUAAAAGCUGACAUUUAACAUACAAAAAAACAACAACGACCAAGUUACUGUCUUUAAAAUGUUUCUUCAGUACCUUUUUGAUACUGUGUACUGGCUAUGAGGUAUUUGUCAUCUUGCAUUAGAAAGCCCAAUAAACUAAGUUGAAGCUGGAUUAUAGUAAAUGUACAAUUGUGGUAACUAGGCUUCAAAGUAAAAAAGUUUUCCUUUCAUCUUGACUGUAAGGUGUCAAAGGGAGGCAGCCUGCUCCAGCAGAAAACAAUAGAUAAAAGGUUGCCAACUCGCAUGAGCUACCUCCCUUUUUUCAUAAAGUAUUUUUGACAUAUCUGUCAACCCACCUGUCUCUGGGUACACUGAGAACAUAUAAAGUUUCUUAGACACACAGGAGAAAGAAUAACUAAAAUUCACCAAUAGUAAUUUUUAAAAAGCAGCAUGACCCCUCCACUUGUAAACAAGGGUUGGGAGUUUUAAAAGUGUAUAAAUACAUACGCACAUAGAAAUAUUAAAUAUAAAACUUUAAAAAUUGAGUGGCAUGUCAAACAAAUGUAAAACAAUUAAAAAUUCUUCCAAAAAGCAGCUUCCAUUAAAAUGGAAUUCAGUAUGUAUAUGCUGAAUGCACAUAUGUAGAAUCAUGCUGAAUUAUAUGGAUAAGGGCUGGAAAUUUUGAGCAACUAAAUAUAUCACUUGACCAAAUUUUACCUUCCAAAACUGUAAACUACACCUUCUCCUUUGCUGUUGAGGUAACUUCCAUAUUGUAUGUAUUCUGUACACUCUCAGUUCAUAUGGUUAUUUAGCACAAAGUAUAGCAGCUUCACCUGGUAAGCUGCUUUCACUCAGUGAAUUUAACUUCCAUGUUUUAUCUUUUUGUUCAAUAAAAAACAUUUAAUGUUA
This is a messenger RNA of Artibeus jamaicensis (Jamaican fruit-eating bat), 3559 nucleotides long. RefSeq names its product kelch like family member 13 (gene KLHL13). Bases 442 to 2454 code for a protein of 670 amino acids. Gene Ontology annotation, cellular component: Cul3-RING ubiquitin ligase complex. Gene Ontology annotation, biological process: regulation of cytokinesis; protein ubiquitination. NCBI's taxonomy places the organism in Eukaryota, Metazoa, Chordata, Mammalia, Chiroptera, Phyllostomidae. The record is from RefSeq and is a predicted model, not a curated record. Gene Ontology annotation, molecular function: ubiquitin-protein transferase activity; cullin family protein binding. The transcript is spliced from 11 exons.